Trypanosoma grayi is the source of this 3171-nucleotide messenger RNA. RefSeq lists its product as hypothetical. Lineage: Eukaryota; Euglenozoa; Kinetoplastea; Trypanosomatida; Trypanosomatidae. The record is from RefSeq and is a predicted model, not a curated record. Bases 1 to 3171 code for a protein of 1056 amino acids. The transcript has a single exon.
AUGGAGUACCGCGCCUCGGCGACAUGCCGUCUGCUUGGGUUCCCAGUGGAGCUGGCAGCAGCGGGUGGUCUAAAGGCCGAUGAGGUGUUGGGUCGCGUGCUGCAUGAGGCACUUGAGAGCGACGUGGUUUUUAUUCACCCACAGCAAAGGGGAGGGGGCGCUGCAUCAUCACAAUCGACGCGUGGUCACGGUCGCGGCAACCAAAGGCGAAGCGGAUAUCGGCAGAACAAUUCGACGCAUGCGCUCUCACCGCGCCAGAUGGAGCUGAAGGCGAUCAUGGAUGAACUUAGAGAGCUUUGUGUGCACUUUAGCCGCGUGCUGAAGUUCUCCAUAAAGUUUCCGCGGAACAACCCCCAACAAGAGCAACAACAACAACAACAACACCAGCAACCCAAGCAGUGGGAUGACGGUAGUGGGACUCAGGGUGAGUGGCGUUGUCGGGCCUACGUGCGGGAUGAAUGGGGUGUGGCACCCAAUCUCUCCUUCACCGCUGAGGCGCGUGGCCAGUCGGCCAAUGACUCGCUGAUGCGUUGUCUCGCGAUGCUGCGUGACCGCUACCGUGCUGAGUUAGAGUCUCCCGCCGUGCAGCUUGAGAGCGUCCGAGAGGUGGAGGCUUUUAUCCAUCCGUGGGGGAAAACUGUUGAGAGCCACUGCUUCGAAGAGGGCACGACGGAUGACUCAUCCGAAGCUCAAACAUCAGCUCCAGCAGGUCAAAAAAAUGACAAGAAGAAGAAGAAAAAGAAGAAUGAUGAGGAUUCCUCGCAUGAGGCAGGUGCCGCGCAGCCUGUGCCCGUCGAGGAGCAGUACAGAGUGCUGCGCCCAACAACCUUCACCGCCGCUGUGAUUGUCGAGGACGCGCAGGGGAACAUCAGCGUAUCCCAGGUGAAGCGGCAAGCCACGCCACUGGUGGCGUACCAGAGUGCUUCUGUCCAAGCGCUGCGUGUCGAGGCGGGGCUCGUACCGGACGUAACAAUCAUGGAUCAGUGCCUUCCGCCGGUGCCACUGCUAUUGCGCAUGCGGUGGCAGUUGGACGCGAUGGUGCAGCGUCUGGCACAGCUGCACAGCAAGCGGCCGGAGGAGGUCGCCACGAUACGCAUCGAGGGUGAGUCGGGAAGUGGUGAUAAGAAUACCAUUGAAAAUGGGAAGAGUGACCUUGCCACCAAGAAUGAGGAAGAAGCAGAGAUCAGCGACAAACAGUGCGUCUUUUUUAAUGCGUACUUUAUUUCGGAGGGAAGUGUUGUGUGGCAGCAGAGCGGGCAGGGACGCUACCGCCUCGAGUUUGAUUGCUACGUGCAGGCGCUAACAUAUCUCCUUGACCAGUACCCCGAGGUGGGGCUUACAUGCUUUGACACGUGUGGUGGCGGUGCGCUCUUCCCCACCACGAAGCUGCUGGAACUCGCCGUGAUGAAGCAUGACAACUAUAACGUGGGCGCCAACCACCGCGGAAAGUGGAAUGUGUACGCCCUGUUGGGGACGCUUACAUCGCAGCUUAUUGGCAGUUUCUACCAGACAACGUACCAUGCGGACCGGGCAACGGGCGAGGCGCGUGCGGUUCUCACCGUGAAUGACGGCCUGCGCUCGAACCAACUGCUGAUUCAGCGUCAGGCGAAGAAGCGUGGUGAGGCAUGGCGCAGUGCGUGUCUGGAUGCGCUGCGGGAGAACUUCCCCAACCAGUACCGCGACGCCCUGCUGCUGCACCCCGAUCUUGACCUCUCUGGCGACACCAUGGCACGUGGGAGCAGGUACCGCGCCCUUCCACGAGAGAAACGUGUGGAGCAUAUCGGUAACAUAUUCUCCCUUGUUGCCGCCUUUGCAGAGGAGGACUUGGGAUGGCAUAACUUGCGUGUGCGUCUGCGCAACGCGUCCGCGGAUUUGGGCCUCCCGCAGUGGGUGGCGGAGAUGGAGGCGCAGAUCGAGGGUGAGGAACAGCGGCGUGUCGUGGCCAUUUCGCCGCCGUACUCACAGGUGAAGCACGCCAGGCGGGUGCUCGUCUAUCAGUUGGCGCAAAAGUACUUCCCCAAGGAGCUGCAGGCAUAUGCCAAACUGAACCGUGGUGAUGCAGUGAAUCCUGACCAGGACGCACGCAACACGGACAACACUGUAUACCGAGCGGGGACAGAGUCGUUUGUGAAUCAGGUAAUGAUGCUUCUCGAGGAGCGGGCGCCUGCCAUGGCACCCUUCUCAUGGACACUCGAGCAGCACGUUGACAGCAACACCGAGAGCACCGGUAACGACGGCAGCGUUGAGUACCUUCUCCACCCUUUUAGCCCGCGCUUCCGUGCGGCAGUCUAUGGGAUGAGCGGUGACAUGCUCAUCAGCGAGCGUCUCGGCACAGAGGAUGAGAGUGCGGUGGGUGUGCUGUGCAGCGCGUUGCGUGCGGCGACCAAUCGUCUCGCUGGGGCAAAGGGCGAGCAGCUGUGGACGGAGUACGAGUGUCAUGCGCCGCCGCCCAUCGCCACUUCGCGUGAGUUGUCACUCUACAUGUUUAACGCCUUUUUUGGGGUUUCGAAACUCGGCAUGGUGACAGACGCGGAGUCGCUGUCCACAGCCUCCUCCGCGGAGCAGCAGGUGGUGGACAUCGACGCGCGGGAACUCGGUGGCUACUGGUUUGUCACGCUGUCACUCUCACGGGCGGGUGAUUUGGCUGUAGCGCGCGCCAUCGCGACAGCAAAGCGAGAGGGCAUCCGCGACGUGAUGCUGCUGGCGUGCCGCAGGAGUUUUCCACGGGCGCUGCAGUACCUGGCGGCUCACUCGCGGGAGGUGGGUUCUUUCGCGGCGGAGAUAUUCGCCUCGCCGGUGGUGGAGGCUCUGCCAGAUGCCGUGCUACAUGACAUAAAACAUGGCCUGGAGCGUGCAGAAGCCGCCGGGCCGCCGCGGCCGUACACACUACUGCGCCGCUGCGUCACGCGCGAGUUCCGCAAUGAGCGUUGGCUGCGGGUGGAGCAGAUGUCGAACAGCGGCAACGGAUUUCAGUGCCGUAUUUAUUUACAGAAACACCGGCGUGAGUCGAAAAAGGGCGAGGUGCAGCUUGUAGGCUUUGGUGCCGCGCUGAGUCGGUCGCAGGCUCUGCACAUUGCCUCUCUCUGUGCGUUGGAGAAUCUCUUUGAGAGUGAUCUCGCUGCGGCUGUUGCGCGCUCACCAGGCUAUAGGGACCUGCCGUCCCUAGAAUAA